Penicillium salamii is the source of this 1023-nucleotide messenger RNA. The record is from the annotation of a GenBank genome assembly. NCBI's taxonomy places the organism in Eukaryota, Fungi, Ascomycota, Eurotiomycetes, Eurotiales, Aspergillaceae.
AUGCUUCGAAUCCAGCCAUCAGAUCACCUAGCGACGUUAGAAAAAGAAACGUUGGAUAGUAUGCAGCGUGAUGGUUUGCGAGACACGCAAUUUGUGGAUAGUAACUCGACAGACUGCGAGCGCGCUGAGAAAUUGGGCUGGAAAGAAAAACUGCUAAAGUUCCAGAUCCCAGACUCUCCUGAUAAAAGCUACGAAGCAGUUCUUGACUCGCUAGCUGGGUUCGUGCGGUGCAGUAAUGCCUGUGCUUACUAUCGUGAAAAAGCCGAUGCCAAAGGCAUCAAAUUUAACCUCGGAUCAGAGCAUGGAGCCGUUGAGUCAUUGCUCGAAGAGGCCAGCAGCAUUGAGCCGAAUAAGAAGAAAAUAACAGGCCUCAAAACAAAGGAUGGAGUAAUCCACAAAGCUGACACUGUUGUUGUUGCUGCUGGAUCAUUCUCAACACAGAUACUUCAUGACUUGAGCUAUCAUCUCGAGUCCUCCGCUGGAAGCCUUGCGACAUUCAAGAUAGAUGAAGGCGAUAUCGAGCUAUGGGAAAAGUAUUCGCCCGAACGUUUCCCAGUCAUGACCUGGAAGAGCACCCCACGAGAUAAUUCGGGCAAAGACACAGGGAGUAUAUAUGUUCUGCCCCGAACUCCUGAAGGUCUAGUCAAGAUUGGAUAUCGUGGAAUCAAAUGGACGAAUUUCCAUACAGCCCCCAAAGAUGUUCCCUUUGCCCAGGACGGCCAAUGGUCGACACCUCUUCCCUUAGAAGAAAGCUCUGUUCUCCCAGAGCCGGCUCUACAUGCAGUCAGCCAGUUUGUGUCUAUCUUCAUGCCCGAGUUCGAGAAUUCUCCGUUCUAUUCUACGAAGCUUUGCUGGUAUACUGAUUCUCUGGACAACUCUUUUGUGCAUGCAGCAGAUAUUCUCGAGAACGGCGACGGAAGCUCAUCUUUUAUGCGUCCGUUCUGGCGCUGGCGUCCCGAUGCUCCUCGGAAGAACGGCCUGGAAGAAGGACCUGGUGGACCGCGAGACAUUGGACACGUUUAA